ACAAUGAGGGGAUGAGCGUGCUGGACGACAUAUUAAAGGCAUAUUUGCCCUCAGAGAGAGAGAGCGAAGCGGUAGUGCGUUCUCUCCAACUUCAUCCCGUGUGACGACCGUGCGUUAAUCACGGCUCUACUUGAUGCACAACACCCAACUCAACCACGAUGGAUACGAAUCUAUCAAUACUAUGAUAGAGGCUGGCGACUUGGAAUUGAUUGUCCCCAGUACCCACUGCAUAACUCUGUUAUCUCCCAGCGAGGCCUAUUGCCCUCAAUUGUUCGGUUUUAUCCUGGUACCCAUUGCGCCCUCUAGAUCUGACCGGGGAGAAUACCCCGACAUAAGACUCACCCUGACCCAAGGAUUCACGGCCCAAACGCGCUCGAUGACUACUGCCGAAAAGAAGAUCCGCUUUCUGCAACGUAUCUCGAGGCGACGUUCAAUGUCACACCCGCCCCACGCAACUGGUGAACCCGAGAAUCGAGCAGAUGUAGAGACGGUCGCGGAUUGUAGAUUAAGGGAAACGCCAGCCAUACUCGAGAACCAUCAGCAGUUUCACUUUGCCAUAGCCAUUCCCCCUGCCCUACCAGGGACGAUGAAAACUACAUUCGGCGGUAUAUCGUAUGCAAUCAACGCAAUUGUAACGUGGCCCUCAGGAACAUCGGCAACCACCAUGAGACCGAUCGAUAUACUGCGUCGGGUGAUUCCUGGCCCCUGUCACAGCAUCAGCCAUAUUCGAAAUUAUCACGGGGCGAAACUCUUCACAGCUUUGCGGCUUACGCCGUCCAUUUCCACGGACUCAAAGACAACCAAGUUAGUGUACGCAGCAAGCCUGGUAGCUCGCCGGACAAUCACACCGGGUGACCGACCGAUGGAAACGAAGUACGUGGUCAUCAAAAAGCUCAGGUGGUGGGUGGAGGAGACAGUAAGGUUAAUGAAGGUCCAUACUGCUGCGGAUGGGCAAGAAGGCACCACCACAUGCGUGAAGCAAUGCGUACGUCAAGUAUGCAGUGGGAAGCAAAGAGGACGAUGGACGGCAAGCAAGCCAGGCACGGAAGACCGAAUUGAGAUCCCGUUGGACAUCACGAUCCCAACGAGCGCGAGAUCGGUCGACAGCCUAGACAUGUCUUCAUACUCUAUUGGCACUGGGCCAGUGCCCCCAUCGUAUGACUCCCACCAUCAGCACACCAGGUCGGUCACAAAGUGGGCAAUUACCGUAAGCCACCAACUGAAACUUGAUAUCAUCACUGGCCAAGAUACCUAUAACCGGGAAAGUGGAAACCUCCUGGAUCGAAGACAUUUAUGGAAAUCGUUCAAGGCGUUUUACCCUCUAUCACUGCAUGAAGUGACUUCUGGAGAGGAUCUCCCCGAGGGCCUUUUGCAUGCCAAUCCUGUUCUUCCACAAUACGAGGACAGAUCGGCAAUGCCCCCAGACUAUGACAUUCUGUUAUGAUACUCAGGUAGUUGAUCUAUACCGGAAUGUUACAUCGUUCCUCGUUGAGAUAUGUGCUUUAGACCCCACCGUUAGCGUCUUAGCGAUGUGGUAGAAUACCUUAGAGAGACCUUAAAUUUCAUGUGCUCCGAAGCGACACGAGGUGAAGUAGAUAUUCCGCCAAGACCGUCUCGUAUUCCCACAGCCCCGUGAAGCUAUUCAACAUUAGUAGGUCCGACAUGAACAAUUGAUUGGAGGGUUAAUCCCGCUACCAUUGUCCUUCUGUGUGGUGCCA
This is a messenger RNA of Aspergillus alliaceus, 1718 nucleotides long. RefSeq lists its product as uncharacterized. The transcript has a single exon. The coding region runs from base 134 to 1444 and encodes 436 amino acids. The record is from RefSeq and is a predicted model, not a curated record. Lineage: Eukaryota; Fungi; Ascomycota; Eurotiomycetes; Eurotiales; Aspergillaceae.